AAGGGUGUGUUCUCGUUGGGUUUUUGUGGUAGCAGUUGUGCUACCAACCUUAGUUGUCUUCACAGCAACAUUACUCUGAUGGCGUUGAGGAGGAAAAAAAGUGCAGUGCUGGUAGAAAGCUGUUAAGCCUGCACUCGCCUUCCUGUGGCCCCAGGCUUGAGAACCUCUUUCUGACUGCAGCUUGUCCAUGUGACUUGGUUUCCGUUGCCUGCCUGCUUCCGUGAAUAGUAAAAGAGGCAUCAGUGUUUCAGUGUGCGCAGAGGAAGGCAGCUGAACUCCACACACAAGAACACACUCUGCAACAGCGAGUCAACCAGCGAUAUGGUCAGGAGAGCAACCAUCAGUGGCUUGGGAAAUCUACACCUAACCACCAGACAGUGAAGAUGUUAAGAUGCCAGUCCACGGCCUCACUCCCAUCCUGCUUUGCUUUUUGCCCGUGUGGAUAAUCCUCACACCGAUCUGCAGUCAUCCGCCGCUCAGCCGCUGUCAGCUGAUACAACAGAGAACAGCUCAGUGCAACAAUGCCAAGCUGUCGUCUGUGCCCUCAGGACUACCACACAACAUCGAGGAGCUUCAGCUCAACUACAAUCACAUUCAAACACUACAGGACGACUCCCUCUUCCGUUACCCUUCACUGCGCAGCCUGAGCUUAGCUUGUAACAGUUUGGAGAAAUUAGAUUCAAACACUUUUCAAGACUCAAAGUUGUUAGAAAGCCUCAAUUUAGCAAAUAACAAUCUUUAUAUUGGCUACCUACAAACCAGCCACGCAUUAAAGAAGCUACCGGGUCUCAGAGCUCUCGAUCUGUCUGAGAAUCACCUUGAGGAUGAAAUGGUUGCCACUCUUUUACAAAAUCUGACAUCCUUAGAGUACCUCAACCUUUCCGGAAACCUCCUGCGGAGACUCGACGAGACCUCGUUCAGGGACCUUCACCAGCUCCGAGAGCUCGACCUGCAGAGGAACAUCAUGUUUGAGAUCGACGGCGCCUUCGACAACAAUCCCAAGCUCCAGCGGCUCAACUUGGCCUUCAACUGCCUGCCGUGCCUAACUGACUUCCACAUGACCCAGCUGGUGGUCCUCAACACCAGCCACAACUUAAUCGAGUGGUUCAUCUCCAGACAAGACCUCAAUGACACUUUCCAGCUGGAGACACUUGAUCUAUCAGAUAACAAACUGCUCUUCUUUCCCUUCUUGCCCAGCCAUAGUAACUUAAGAAACCUCUACCUGUCCCACAACCACCUACGGUUUUACCAACACUUGACAAACAAUGACACGUUCCCGAACUCAACUACAACUGUUGAGUUCUACAACCUGAAGAAGUACCAGGACAACGUGACUGCUCAGUUGUGGGAUGACGAUUUUCACGGUGACGUCUCCUCUAUGGAGAUUUUGGAUCUAACAGGAAAUGUGGUUGAUUAUUUUCCUCAAGGAUUCAUCCGGAAAAUGCAGACCCUGUCCAGACUUCGAAUUGGCACAAACUGUCUGGAGACCUUAAAUCUAAGUUCUGAACAGUUCUCUGGCAGCUUGUACGAGUUGGAUGUCAGCGACAACAGGCUGAACCAGAUCGUAGCAGAUGAAGGUGCGCUGGGGACUCUGGGAAAUCUGACGUACUUUAACCUGAGCCUGAAUGAUCUUGAGUUCUUACCCUCGAGAUUGUUUUCCUCACUGCCAAGCCUCAGGUCGGUGGAUCUCAGCUAUAACAACAUUGACAUCUGUCAUUCUGAUGAAGCUGAGAUCAGCACAGACACUAUCUCAGCUUGUGUGGUUUGGAAAAAUGUUGUGUCCCUUGAGCAGCUUUACCUUAAAGGAUGCAACCUGAAAACAAUUCCAUUGCCUGCGUUUGCAGGGUUGUUGCUAACACACCUCGAACUGUCAGAUAACCCAGGACUCACUGUCCAACAAUCAAUACAAAGUCUCAGCAGAACUUUACAACAUCUAGGUUUAGGAAACACUCACAUACAAGACUUUGACUUUUCCAGCUUCACACGUCUGAAGUUUUUAAACAUUUCGUGGAACUCUCUCGCCCAUCUUCCCCCUUCGCUCCUGAGCCUGGACCUGAAAAUGCUCGACUUGAGGAACAACGAACUGUCCACUAUCCCCUCAGGUCAGGCUAACACAUUAGCUACAAAACUCCACACCGUUUUCCUCACAGGAAAUCCAUUCAACUGCUGCCAAACAGAAUGGUUCAGGACGUUUGAAACAACAAAGACAAUCAAUGUGGUCGGACUCUCGGACAUCGAAUGUAAAUAUCCCAGCCCCCAAAGAGUGCAGCACUUAGACUCCUCUGUGUGCUGGGAAGAAGGUGGAGAAUCUGUAUUCUGGUUCCUUCUGCUUUUUGUACCCAUCUGUCUUUUCUUUGUGGGCGUUUCAAUUAUUGUUCUUCUCAGCUUCAAGCCCAAAAUGCUACAAAAAUCAAUCAAAAAGAAGUGUUUAAGGCCGACAUCCUACUAAUACUUUAUAAACAGACCUGUAUUCUGUACAGUACAUGUUUGAGAGAUGUAACUGAAUGUAUGAAAUAAAUAUGUAAACAACA
This is a messenger RNA of Toxotes jaculatrix (banded archerfish), 2531 nucleotides long. It is a transcript of the gene nrros, whose product is annotated as negative regulator of reactive oxygen species. Lineage: Eukaryota; Metazoa; Chordata; Actinopteri; Toxotidae. The record is from RefSeq and is a predicted model, not a curated record. The coding region runs from base 392 to 2449 and encodes 685 amino acids. Gene Ontology annotation, cellular component: extracellular matrix. The transcript is spliced from 3 exons. Gene Ontology annotation, molecular function: protein binding.